Molecule: messenger RNA, 795 nt
Organism: Chaetomium globosum CBS 148.51
Lineage: Eukaryota; Fungi; Ascomycota; Sordariomycetes; Sordariales; Chaetomiaceae
Exons: 5
Coding region: 1-795 (264 amino acids)
Source: RefSeq, a predicted model, not a curated record
AUGUCCGACCUUGACCACUAUACUUACUACCUCCCACACGCUCCCAAGCCGGGCGUGGAAGCUAACCUCCCCUCGUAUAGAUUCGAGAUUGGCUUUUACGCCACCGAAGACCCCAACGACCCCAGCAUAGAGGGCACCGUCUACGAGUUCCGCGAGGGUGGGUUCUGGACCGACGAGUGCUGCGUCCGGGACAAGACGUACAUCUUCCCCCACGCCCGCAUUGCGUACGAUGUUGAGAUUGGGGAAGCCCUGGUCGAUCGGGUCUUUGCCGGCCCCGGCACCACAUGCCAUUCGUGGCUGAAGGAGGCGAUUACAGUGCUGGGGAAAUACGAUUUCUUUGUGGAAGGGGAUCUUGGGUUGGGGGAUCUGGAGAUGGACCGCAGGAAGGUUGAGCAGCGGCUUGGGGUGAGGGAGGGUUGGCUCAUCUCCUCCGGCUCGGCCUUCGAAGCCCAGAUCGGCUACUCCCGCGCCGUCGUCUCGGGGGACAUGGUCUUCGUGUCGGGUUGCACGGGAUACGACUACAAGACGGGCGCCAUCUCAGACGACGUGGCCGAGCAGGCCGAGCAAUGCAUGCAGAAUAUUGCUGCGGCGCUGACUGAGGCGGGGGCUGGGAUGGGGGAUGUGGUGAGGGUGCAGUAUACCCUGCCGGAUAGGCGGGAUUUUGAGAAGACGUGGCCGGUUCUGAAGAAAUGGUUUGGGGACGUCCGGCCCGCGGCGACUAUGGUUCAGGCUGGGUUGAUGGAGGAGGCGAUGAAGAUUGAGAUUGAGGUGACGGCGAAGAAAGAGGAUGUUUAG